Larimichthys crocea (large yellow croaker) is the source of this 1224-nucleotide messenger RNA. Its product is annotated as zymogen granule membrane protein 16-like. The record is from RefSeq and is a predicted model, not a curated record. The transcript has 6 exons. NCBI's taxonomy places the organism in Eukaryota, Metazoa, Chordata, Actinopteri, Sciaenidae. Bases 217 to 729 code for a protein of 170 amino acids.
UUGAAUUUCCAGAAGCAUUCAUGUGUCAGCAAAACAAAAACAGGUGUGCUACUUUUCACCUGUCAUGUAGGAAUGUUUUGGUGUUUGUGGUGAGAAAGGACGUAUAGCUAUAUAAGUGUGAGUGUCACAGAGUCAGCUCAUCCUCUGCUCAGGACGCAAGCUGGUUUCAAGAGAUCCUGACUGCAGUGUUUUUUCUGGACGUCUUCACAAACCAAAAUGUUCUUCUUGCUGUUCUUUGCUGUGCUCUGCGCCAGCUGUCUGGCAAAACCUGCCUUGGUGCACUACUCCUACUCUCGUGCUGUUGGAGGUGGUAGUGGCAGUGCCUUCUCCAUAGCCGGACAGGGAAGGAUCACAUCGAUCAGGCUUUGGGAGGUUCCUAGCUCUUACAUCACUGGUAUCCAAUUACAAUACAAUAACAGUUGGACUGCAAGGGUUGGUCGCUAUUAUGGUGCUGUGCAUCAGCUCGACCUGUUUGAUGACGAGGUCAUUGUUCAGAUUUCUGGUAAAUACCACAGCAACUACAUCUAUCAGCUGAUAUUUGUGACCUCCAGAGGGCGCUCUCUGGUUGCCGGCCAGCCAACACAGAAAUCCUUCAACUUUUACCCGAUCCACAUGGACGCAGAGCUCAGACUGCUGAGUGGCCGAACUAAUGGUGCUGGGAUCACUGCACUGGGAGCUCACUGGGCGGCGGUCUACAUGCAUUCAAACAAUGCCACAGCUAGCAAAUAAAGAAUGACUGAAAAUGUAUCAGUGUAAUGUAUCAAAUGAAGGGGCUUCAAUGAAAGCAUUGAAGGAAACAGUGAGUGCAGUGAUUUAUCACACUUAAUCAAAAUCAUAUUCUGACAAAUGCAAGGACAACAAGAGAUCGUAUGAGUGCCUGCACGGUUUUUAUUCCUGUAUAUUUUUUGGCUGGAGAAAUGUUCAAUCUGUGCUCUAUUAAAUUCUGUUGCAUGCAAAGUACUCUUGAUUUGUCUUUUUCCCCCUUAUGACCUUGUGGUAAUUAUACAAAAUGUAUUCUUCUGUCUCAUAAAUUAGACAUUGGUUAAGUGUCUCAUUAUUAUCAAUUGUGUCUGUUUUUCCACACCAUUGACAAAAUGUACAAAAUCAACAUCAAAUAAAAAGUUUCUGGGUGCAGAAAUGUAGACAAAUGACUAUUCAUGUGUGUGACAUUUAUUUAAAUAUUUUAACUAAGUUCUUUUUAAAGAACAUUUUGCAGUGUUCAUA